Molecule: messenger RNA, 786 nt
Organism: Mangifera indica (mango)
Lineage: Eukaryota; Viridiplantae; Streptophyta; Magnoliopsida; Sapindales; Anacardiaceae
Product: centromere protein V-like
Exons: 2
Coding region: 212-631 (139 amino acids)
Molecular function (GO): carbon-sulfur lyase activity
Source: RefSeq, a predicted model, not a curated record
GAAUAUACAACAUUCAGCAUCAUAGUCUAUGUAAAUGUAGGGUACUUGACAAAUAGCAUUGCAGAUAUGCAUUUACUGACAAGUGUUUCAUGUUUGGACUCUAGUGGAGACUCGAAAAAUUGAAAGGAAAGCCUGCUCUUCUGCUAUUUCGUUCGGUGCCUCAAUUUGCUUACUUCUGAGUUAGCUUGCACUGCUGAAUAUUUGUACUGGAAUGGAUGAAGACUUAAUUGUGCAUAAUGGCGGAUGCCACUGUGGAAGAGUAAGAUGGCGAGUCCAAGCACCAAGUAGUGUUAUAGCUUGGAAAUGCAACUGUUCUGACUGCUCAAUGAGAGCCAAUGUUCACUUCAUCGUUCCUUCUCAAAGAUUUGAGCUUUUGGGAGAUUCCAAAGAGUUUCUUACGACAUACACUUUUGGCACUCAUACAGCAAAGCACAUAUUCUGUAAGGUCUGUGGCAUCACUUCAUUCUAUAUUCCACGAUCAAAUCCAGAUGGAAUUGCAGUUACAUACAGGUGCAUAGACCCAGGAACCCUGUCCCAUGUUGAGAUUAAACUUUAUGAUGGAAAGAAUUGGGAGAGUUCAUAUAAUCAAACAGGGAUUACUUCAUGUUCAAAGACUAAUGAGCCAAAAUAACUAGCUCCCAAUUGCAGCUUGUAGGUUUUAUGAGCCACUCCAUUUCCUGAAAACACCUGCAAAUCCUGAUCUUGUAUUCUACAGACAAAAUGAGUUUAUAUAUUUGUAAGAAACUCUAUGAAUUAGUAUUGAACUGCUUCUGCAUUUCAAGUAAA